Molecule: messenger RNA, 894 nt
Organism: Chiroxiphia lanceolata (lance-tailed manakin)
Lineage: Eukaryota; Metazoa; Chordata; Aves; Passeriformes; Pipridae
Product: GPN-loop GTPase 1-like
Exons: 3
Coding region: 33-422 (129 amino acids)
Source: RefSeq, a predicted model, not a curated record
CUUUUUUUUUUGAGUAAAAAGAAGCCUCCAGGAUGAUCCUUAUGCAAUACAGAUCAUGUGUUUUUCAGACUGAACGCACUCCCUUUAUUCACCUUUUCAGAGAGUAUCGUCCACAAUACGAGCGCCCGAGAAAAACACUGAAUCCACAUGUAAAUCUUUAUCUACGGGAGAAAGCUCAAAAUAAACAAAAGAGAGAGCAGCUGGAACACUUGUGGAAGGACAUGGGCAGCGUGUGUGUGCAGGGCAGCACACUGGCAGGACCUGAUGCUUCUGCAAUGGGUCCCUCUGAGCUAAUUCUAACACGGGGAGCUCUCGAUGAAGAGCAAGAAGACAGGGAGAGUGACGCUGAUGGCAUUGACCAUGAAGGUAAGGGAAUGAGGUCUAAAAGCUGCCUCUCAAGAAAUCCCCUCUAUAUUUCAUGACCUGGAUGGACUGUAAGGAGAGCCUAGCAAACAAGCAAACAUUCAGUCACCUGACGUGUCAGAAUCUGUAGCGGAAGCUCCGCUGCAAUGGUCAGUGCAGGGAUAUCACUCUGUAAGCUUUGUGAAAGUUCAAUUGUAAAUUUUCUAUUCGAGUAAUUAAUAGGUGUAUAACACACAUAAACCAGAGAACUCGUUAGGCUUGGGGCAUGCAGUGACCUCUGAACCUGAUUGAUGCACAGAUGUGUCCAUCAUCUUUUUGGCCUUACAGUUUGUGGCCCUGGCUCUCUUCCCUUUUCCUGUGACUGUGGUCUUGGAGCAAUCUUCUAAGUUGUUACAGUGUGAUUUUUCUCUUAUAUAGCUCACAGACUUAAUCUUCCUUCUUUCCCUGUUCCGCUGAUGGGUAGGAUCACUUAUUUCCUUUGCCCUGUAAUGUAGUUGAAGAUGGAAUAGACUUUCUAUGUUGCUUUGGCUA